ACCAGAAGGGCUGUGGGUAGCUAGACCAGAAGGAGCUGUGGCCACAGGUGAACACACGCACAAGACCUCACACCAUGGAAGGAAAAUAUCCGCCCAUCCGGGGGAAACCGGCACAGAGGGACCAAAGGCUGCCCCAGGAUGACCCCUGGAAGUUUUUCUGCCUGGCAAUGACUCUGAUGCUGCUUCUGUUCGACCUCAUCCUAGGUGUGGUCCUGGCUGAGGUACUGCUGUUCUCCAACAAGAUGCAGGAAGACCUCAAGCAAAUGGACAUCCAAUUUGUGCAGGGUCUGGCAGAUGCUGGGCACGAGCGGGACAUCGUGUGGGGAGAGGUGUUCCGGCAAACGGAAGCUGUGCGGGCAGGCAACGAAUCCUCCUGCGAGCCCUGCCAUGAAAACUGGACGGCAUUUCAGGGCUCCUGCUAUCAAUUUUCCACACAAGAACUGAGCUGGUUCAAAGCCAAGGAUCACUGUACAGAGAAGGGUGCUCACCUGGUCAUCAUCAACAGCCAAGCAGAGCAGGAAUUCCUGAGUCCAAAGGAAAAUAAUGGCUACUGGAUUGGCCUCAGGAAACAAUACCCAAAGGGCAUUCACAAGUGGCAAGAUGGCUCAGUCCCUACCUUCCUCAACUGGCAUGAUACCAGAUCUUCUCACUAUGACUGUGCCUUCCUGGUGGGUUCUGGCUCUUGGUCCUCUACUACAUGCUAUGCGUAUUGGUAUCAUUGGAUAUGUGAGAAGCCACAGGUCUGCUGAGAUGCUCCCUUUCCUCUAUCUUCAGUCUUGGGAAAGAUUGUCUUGAUGUGUGACCUCAAAACAAUUCCCCAGCUUGGCUGCAGAAAAGGGGGUCUCCUGAAAGCCCUAGUCCUCUUGGUAGCGUUGUCUCCCUUUCUUUCCCUUACUUCUAAAUUUUGUUGGGGUACAUGUAAAAUAACACCAAGAUGAAACAAUGAGCAAAAUAUAUCGUGUAGGACAUUCUACAAGACAAAUAAUCUAGCUUUGAAAAAAAAAUGACAGAAAGGCAAAUGUCAUAUUAUUAGAUAUGAUAAAAUAAAAUAUAAAUAGAUAAAAUAAAAGAGUCUUAACUGAGAAUAAACUGACAGUUGAUGGGGGGUGGGAGGGAGGGGAAAGUGGAUGAUGGGCAUUGAGGAGGGCACCUGUUGGGAUGAGCACUGGGUGUAGUAUGGAAACCAAUUUGACAAUAAAUUUCCUAUUAAUUAAAAACACAAAUAAAAUUUGAAUCUCAUAUAAAAAAAUAAAAGAGUCUUAACGACGUAACUCAA
Messenger RNA from Neofelis nebulosa (Clouded leopard), 1276 nucleotides. Its product is annotated as C-type lectin domain family 4 member G-like. The transcript is spliced from 7 exons. The coding region runs from base 75 to 749 and encodes 224 amino acids. The record is from RefSeq and is a predicted model, not a curated record. Lineage: Eukaryota; Metazoa; Chordata; Mammalia; Carnivora; Felidae.